AUGGCGUACUCGCUUCCCCUUGCGCAGCUAUCGGCGUUCCUGCUCGCCGUCUUACUUGCCUAUCGCUUCGUCAAGACCAGACGGCAGGCUCCUUUCCCGCCCGGCCCUCGAGGCUGGCCGAUAAUCGGUAACGUUCUCGACAUCCCCACCGAGUAUCAGUGGAAGACUUUCGCCCAAUGGGGCGAGAAAUGGGGGGACAUCAUGUCGGUCAACGUCCUCGGACAACGCAUGGUCAUUAUCAAUUCCGCUCGAACUGCCGUCGAGGUACUCGACAGGAAGAGCUCCAUCUACUCUGACCGCCCGCACAUGGUCAUGAUCGGCGAAAUUGUCGGCUGGACGCGCAUCGUCUCGCUGCACAACUACGGCCCUCGAUUCCGCGAGACGCGCCGCCUCCUGUCGCAAAUGCUCGGAAGCCGCGAGAAGGUCGGGUGGCUGGCGCCCGUGCUGGAGGCGGAGGAGCACCGCUUCUUGUUGCGAGUCCUCAGGGACCCGGACAGCCUAGUCGCGCAGGUGCGGAAGGCUGCCGGCGCCAUCAUCUUGUUACUAGCUUAUGGGUACGAGGUGAAAGAUGGCGAAGACCCGUACGUGGCCAUUGUCGAGAAGGCCAUGUCGGAGGUAUCAGCCGCUGCGACUCCUGCCGCUUUUCUCGUGGACUCCUUCCCGAUACUGCGCUAUUUCCCGCCUUGGCUGCCUGGAGGCGGGUGGAAGAAGAACAUUCCCGAGUACACGAAGGAUCUCAACGCGAUGUGCGACGUUCCUUACCAGUUCGUUAAGCAGCGCAUGGCAAUUGGCACGUUUAUUCCGAGCUUCACAUCUCGCCUUCUCGAAGAUAAGUUGGCAAUGGAACGGGAGCAGCUCGUCAAAGACGCUGCGUCGUCUCUCUACGCUGGCGGUUCCGAUACUACUGUAUCCACUCUCACAGGCUUCUUCCUGGCGAUGAUGUGUUAUCCUGAAGUGCAGGGGCGAGCACAGGCGGAGAUUGACUCGGUGAUCGGCUCAGACAGACUGCCCGUUCUCGCCGAUCGAGCGCGUCUUCCCUACGUCCACGCACUGUGCCUGGAACUUCUCCGAUGGAACCCUGUUGCUCCUUUGGCUAUCCCUCACGUCUUGUCCCAGGAUGACAUCUAUGCAGGUUACUAUCUGCCAAAGGGAACCAUCGUGAUGGCGAAUGUUUGGAAAUUCCUCCAUGAUCCGGAAACAUACGCGAAUCCGUUCAAUUUCGAUCCGAGUCGGUUUAUUGCCUCCCAGAAGAUGCCAGCGGAGCAGGACCCACGGUCCUACGCGUAUGGCUUCGGUAGACGGAUCUGUCCAGGAAUGUAUCUCGCGGAUGCCACAGUCUUCCUCGCUGUUGCCAUGUCGCUGACUGUGUUCGAUAUCCGGAAGCCUAUAGUAGGCGGCGUCGAGGUGCAGCCCAACAUGGAAUUUACAAGCGGCGUCAUCAGUCACCCACCUCCCUUCAAGUGUUCGAUAAAGCAGAGGUCUGCCAAGGCUGAGGCCCUGAUCCUCUCCGCGGAUGCGAAGGCUUGA
This is a messenger RNA of Fomitopsis serialis, 1527 nucleotides long. RefSeq names its product cytochrome P450. The transcript is spliced from 12 exons. NCBI's taxonomy places the organism in Eukaryota, Fungi, Basidiomycota, Agaricomycetes, Polyporales, Fomitopsidaceae. Gene Ontology annotation, molecular function: iron ion binding; monooxygenase activity; heme binding. The record is from RefSeq and is a predicted model, not a curated record. Bases 1 to 1527 code for a protein of 508 amino acids.